This is a messenger RNA of Bufo gargarizans (Asiatic toad), 2760 nucleotides long. RefSeq names its product mitogen-activated protein kinase 12 (gene MAPK12). Gene Ontology annotation, molecular function: MAP kinase activity; ATP binding. Lineage: Eukaryota; Metazoa; Chordata; Amphibia; Anura; Bufonidae. The coding region runs from base 236 to 1324 and encodes 362 amino acids. The transcript has 12 exons. Gene Ontology annotation, cellular component: nucleus; cytoplasm. Gene Ontology annotation, biological process: MAPK cascade; protein phosphorylation. The record is from RefSeq and is a predicted model, not a curated record.
AGCGCCGCGGUGCACGGGUCACGUGACUGGGGACAACAAAGCUGGGCGCUGUGCACAGGGCGCACUUCCCGCACAGGACUGCGGGCAGAGAGGAGGCAGCCCACACCGAGGAGGGGGCGGCCAGUCAUUCAUGGUGUAUGUAUGCGGCUGCAUGACGCGCGCUCUCUCAGGAGACCAGAGCCGCCACUGAGCUGACAACACACUGCUGCCUGACACCCCAGCCAGCUCGGGAGCCAUGUCCCUGCCGCUGCCCAAGAAGGGCUUCUACCGCCAGGAGGUCAACAAGACGAUGUGGGAGGUGAAGGAGCGCUACCGGGACCUGCUGCCUGUGGGCUCCGGAGCCUAUGGCACUGUGUGCUCAUCCAUUGACAAUAGGACGGGAACAAAAGUGGCCAUCAAGAAGCUUUACCGUCCUUUUCAGUCGGAACUCUUUGCAAAACGAGCAUACAGGGAGCUGAGGCUUCUGAAGCACAUGCAGCAUGAGAAUGUUAUUGGCCUACUAGAUGUAUUUACUCCUGACUUGUCCCUGGAGAAAUUCACUGACUUUUAUCUGGUUAUGCCUUUCAUGGGCACAGACUUGGGCAAGAUAAUGAAACACGAGAAACUGUCAGAAGAUAGAAUUCAGUUUCUAGUAUAUCAGAUCUUGAGAGGUUUAAAGUACAUCCAUUCGGCUGGUAUAAUACACAGGGAUCUAAAGCCUGGAAAUCUAGCUGUGAAUGAAGACUGUGAACUGAAGAUCCUGGAUUUUGGACUGGCAAGGCACACAGACAGUGAAAUGACAGGUUAUGUGGUGACCAGAUGGUACCGAGCUCCGGAGGUGAUUCUCAAUUGGAUGCACUAUACACAGACAGUGGACAUCUGGUCUGUUGGCUGUAUCAUGGCAGAGAUGUACACUGGGCGCCCACUUUUCAAGGGUAAUGACCAUCUGGAUCAGCUGACUGAAAUCAUGAAAAUUACAGGGACACCAACUCAGGAUUUUGUGCAGAAACUUCAAAGCCCUGAUGCAAAAAACUAUAUCAAGAGUCUCCCAAAAGUGCAAAAGAAAGACUUUGGAUUAUUGCUGCGAUAUGCAAACCCUCUAGCUGUCAGUCUCCUGGAAAAGAUGCUGGUGCUGGAUGCAGAAAAAAGAAUAACGGCCACAGAUGCUCUAUGUCAUCCUUACUUUGAGCAGUUCCAUGAUUCUGACGAUGAGAUGGAAGCAGAUCCCUAUGACGAUUCAUGUGAUAAUGUAGAUCUCCCUGUUGAUGAAUGGAAGUGUCUUACUCACAAAGAAGUGACAACAUUCCUUCCACCAGUGGCCGAGUCCAAGGAAACAUCUGUAUAGUUGGCUGUAAGGCUCCAAAAGAAAAAUAGGAUAUAAAUUAUGAGACAUGAACUCUGAAACUGGAUAACUGGAUAUAUAUGUGUUUUCAGUCAUCUGUGUCAUUGUUUUCAUUCCAGUUGGGGAUAUAUAGUGCCUUUUUGUAUUUCUUUUAAGUGGGGAUUUUUGUCUUGCCUAUUUGUCUGCAGAGUGUACUGUAUCAACGAGAAGUAUUGUGAAUAUACUGGUAGCAUGGAGUCAACUCUGCGGGCCUCCUGUGCUUCUAAGCAAAGUGCUCUGUCUCUGUAGCAGUGAGAUAUUGCUGGUGUACUGUAGAUUUGGGCAAGCCCUGUCACAUUCCAAUACACUCUGCAGUAUUAUUAUGAAUAAUAAACAUUUUAAUUAAAGUGCAUGAAUUUUGUCUACUGGACAGAUUUCUCCUAUUAAUUGCAAUGGGCAGCGUGUAGUCCUAUUAGCAGAAGGAAGCAUGCCCACGUGGUUAAAAAUACACACACAAACGUUUCCUGAAACUCUGCCAUGGUGAGAUAAUCCCCGUUAGGCUGUCCUUUUAAAUAGAUAAUCAGAAUGUGUUUAAUUUCCCUCGUCCCACUUGACACACCCCGUGGAGCUCCCGUCUUUCACUGUGCGCCGCGCUACACACAUGGCAGCAGGUGCAGGGGAGUAAUCCAAGGUCAGUACAGUAAUCAUUUAAUCACCAGAGAACUAGCAUAGCGCACUUCCAAAAAAACAAAUUAUUGCUCUGUUCCUCCCUCUGAGAACAUUUGAACAGGGGAUUAUUAAAUGAAAGCGGCAUAAUGACUAAGCCGGCUAUUUAUGGAAAAAGAAUGGAUGGCAUUAUUUGGAAUUGGUGCUGCGGAAUUAUAAUGCUGUGCGUGUUAUCAAGUCGAGCCGUGUACUACUGAUCUCUGCUCUAAUAGCGUGUCAUUUCAGUGGCCGCUGAGCACAUCUUAUACCUUUAAUUUGUUUUAGAUUCUCUGUAUUUAACAAGGAACUGCAAUGAUAUGUUCUUUUUGGGGGAGAUAUGUUUCCAAUGUUGGCACAUUUCAUUUCAGGAGAAGUUAAAGAGAAAAAAUGCUGAAGCCAGUGAGUCGUCAUUUCCUACUAAAAUGGUAUUGCCGCCUCAUUGACAAGAUAACAGGCUGCUGUAAACAGCGUCUGCACUCUGGUGAAAUCGAAAAUCCUUAUAAUAUAACAACGGUCUUGUUUUUGAAAAAAUAUCACAUAAAAAGAAUUGCUGAUGGUGUUUGAGAUGACAUUUCAGCAGCUGCACAGCUUAUAUAAAAACGGUGGCUCAUGCAUAGUGGUAGCCAUUAGAUUUUAAGCUUGAAGGUUAUCAACACCUUUUUGGGGAAUGUUUUUAAAUGCAUGCAUUGUUUGCUCCAAAUCAUUAAAAAUCAUUUUUGCAAUUUUUAGUUUUUAUUAAAAAGAAAUUUGCUGUA